AUAAGAGGAGAGAAAGAGUGACAGAUAGGAGCGGAGGGAGGAGAGUAGGGGAGAAGGAGGGAGGGUUUAUUGCCAAGUAAGCUGCCCCCUCUUCUGCCACAUCCCAGUCUGUGAGCACCGGAGCACAGCGUGAGCUCUGGAGCGCAUUCCCGACAUGUACACCUGUAAGCCCUAUUCAUUCAUUCAGGGAUGCGGCAUUCAUGUAUGAAUGGCAGCGACAGCAGCAAAGAGUAUUUGAAAUCUGUCUUGAUGAGAUCACUUGGGCUCGGAGGCAGAGGCAGUGGAGGAGCAGGCGACAGGCACGGUCUACAAACAAGGGGCUGGCACUGAGAACGCGACCCUACCCAAAGAUUGGAUAGCACCCGGCGGACGCUGUGAACAAAAUCCACUAGCUGUCACUCCAACUCUGCAGCUCGUAUGUGCACCAAACACGCUCUCCUUCACCAGGAAGACGACCUGAUGGAUCCCUCUGUUCAUCACAGCUGAGACAUCAAGGCUCAUGACCAUUAUCAGCACCUUCCUCAUUAACACAGCAGGACAGGAUAAGACGGGAUAAGACUGUGAGGAAAGUGGAACAUCUCUCAUUCCUGGAUACUGACUGAACUGAUGCACCGUUUCCUCUCCUCCAGGUCUCUUUGUACAACACGUCAGUCCUUGGACUGACCAUGUGUGUCGGCCAUAAACUAAGGUAGUGACAUGACUCAGGUCUGACCCUGGAGAUGCCGAAGAGACGAGACAUUGUCGCUAUUGUGUUGAUCGUGUUGCCUUGGACACUGCUCAUCACAGUUUGGCACCAGAGCACCAUCACUCCUCUGCUCGCUACUCGAAAGGAUGACAGACGUGAUGGUCGCUCCAACUCCAGGAAUACCUUUGCUUUCAAGGAGUCCUGCUCACUGCACAACCGGGACAUCGUGGAGGUGGUGCGCACUGAGUACGUCUACAGUCGGCCUCCCCCCUGGUCAGACUUCCUGUCCACUAUCCACGUCAUCACUCCCACCUACAGCCGGCCAGUGCAGAAGGCAGAGCUGACACGUCUGGCCAACACCUUGCUCCAUGUGCCGAACCUGCACUGGAUCCUGGUGGAGGACUCUCAGAGGAGAACCACUCUGGUCAGCCGUCUCCUCCUGGAGACAGGACUCAACUACACCCACCUCAACGUGGAGACGCCUAGGAACUACAAGGUACGUGGGGACACUAGAGACCCCAGAAUACCACGUGGUACCAUACAGAGGAACCUGGCCCUGAGGUGGCUCCGGGAGACCUUCAGUGUGAAUAACAGCCAGUCUGGGAUUGUCUACUUUGCAGAUGAUGACAACACGUACAGUCUGGAGCUGUUUGAGGAGAUGCGUUCCACUCGGAAGGUGUCAGUGUGGCCCGUGGCUUUUGUGGGUGGCCUUCGGUACGAGUCCCCUAAAGUAAACACCGUGGGCAAGGUUUACGGCUGGAAGACUGUGUUCGACCCACACCGGCCCUUUGCCAUCGACAUGGCUGGGUUUGCAGUGAACCUGCGCCUCAUUCUGUCCAAACCUCAGGCUUAUUUCAAGUUGCGUGGGGUGAAGGGAGGAUAUCAGGAGAGCAGUUUAUUAAAGGAGCUGGUGACUCUCAGCGACUUGGAGCCUAAAGCUGCUAACUGCACUAAGGUAUUAGUAUGGCACACACGGACAGAGAAGCCUGUGCUGGUAAAUGAGGGCAAGAAAGGAUUUACAGACUCUAACGUGGAGAUAUGACAUACUUCAUCUGACACAGGGGAAGCAUUUCUCCAUGGGAUUCUACCUGGACUCAUUCCAACCUCGGAGCUCCUCAGAGCAAUGGCCAGAGCCAAAAAUAUUAUCACAGCACAGUAGCUGUACUUCAGCACAGCUUAGACAUGGAGGAACACCCGUCCACCCGAGGAGGCAGCACAAAACAAUGUGCAUGUACCGAGAAGAAUAUCAAAGCACAACUGCACAAAAACAAGCCUGCCUGUUCUGUCCGGAGCACUGGACACCGUGAGAAACUGGUAGGAGUUGCCAAAAAGGAGCCCACUGAGGUCUCUUCAACUUAGAUAAAGGAUGUUACACGAUUGAAACUACAGGAAGAGAUGGCACAGCAAGCAAUAAAGAGCCCUCUCAUUGCAGACAACACCAGCCAACCAUCCAAUCAGCAUUAAAUAGGGCCCUUUUGUUCUGAGGCAAGCUGACUGUCGGGCACAGGGCUGCACAGAGGAAUAAAAGGGCUCCUUGUCAUAAGUGAGUCAGCACUGACUGACGGACUGCAAAGGGGGGAUCUGAGCCCUCCCCACUUGUACUGUACAACACUGAGCUAUUUAGAUAGCACCCUGAACCUAGCACUAAUUAGGACUCCUGUUGCUCCACAACACACAUUCACACACGCUCAGCUGGCACACUGCACAUUAUGAGCACACACACACACACACACACACAUACACUCAAAAACACAGAGCACUGAUUUAUUAAGAGUUUAACAAUGUCAUCCCCUACAGUCAUCUACUUCAAGCUUUUAUUUAUUUCUGAUAUGCUGUAACACUACUGAGGUCUACUCGCAUGUACGAGAAGACUCAGUAUUCCUAGGGGCCUGUUUACAUCACAGGUUUCUCAUUAGCUAAUCAAAAAAAACACUCAGUGAACUGAAGGUUUCUCUGCAGAAUUAUUUAUUAUUUCAGUGUAACUGGUACCAUUCUCUUGUUAGUUGUGAGCUAUGCUUGUGAGAGUCAAUGGGAUAUGAAGCCAUUACUGUAAAAACUGAAUGUAGCUGUAUUACAAAGUCUAAUUAUUCCCACCAUGGAUGGCUGGCUUGGAAGGGACGAUUUCAUACCCCACUGACUUGCAGUGGCACAGCUUACAACUACUAAUUGUUCUCUCAGACUCUGUGACUGUUCAGAGUUUGGUCAGUCAUCGAUGUAACGAGCAUCUAAAACCUCGAACUUUCACUUUAAGGUCUGAUGUUGCUACAUAGCUGCUUGUGUUUCAUUUGAAAGCUGCUCACAUCAAUUCUUUUUUUGUUUUUGUUUUGUUUUACAGGCUAAGAUUUUUCCUGCUACCCAACACAUCUGUAGAGUUCACACAGGCAAUACAAAUCUAACACAAGACACAUAUCUGUCAUCCCCAAACAGAAAUUGUUACUCUUUAAAUGGGAAUCCACAGGCAAGAGGAUGUACUUGGAGAUUCUGCUCUAUAAUGUAAAUGUUAAGAGUCACUGGAACUAAAGGUACUGUAUGUACAUAGCUAUAAACUGCUCCCAUACAAA
Molecule: messenger RNA, 3246 nt
Organism: Seriola aureovittata
Lineage: Eukaryota; Metazoa; Chordata; Actinopteri; Carangiformes; Carangidae
Gene: b3gat1b
Product: beta-1,3-glucuronyltransferase 1 (glucuronosyltransferase P) b
Exons: 8
Coding region: 720-1727 (335 amino acids)
Biological process (GO): chondroitin sulfate proteoglycan biosynthetic process; carbohydrate metabolic process
Cellular component (GO): Golgi membrane
Molecular function (GO): galactosylgalactosylxylosylprotein 3-beta-glucuronosyltransferase activity
Source: RefSeq, a predicted model, not a curated record